AGCUGCUAAAGGUACCGAAUCCAAAACAAGCUAAUCUAUAUAGCAGUCGUCGAAAAUCGGAUUGCGAUUUUUAUUAUUCAUGUUCACCAAUGACCCGUGCGGAAUGGGCUUUUAAUUGGAACCAUAACGUAUUAUCUGCUGCUGUGAAUGGGUGACAAAUUAUCUCCCUCCAAGUGGAUUCAGUAUAAAUGGUGUGCUGCCAUUUUUCCACGGUUUCAGUUCGCUCGGAACGAUCGUUCGGAUUGUGACAGAAUAUUUUGUAUGCGAUUAGUGAAGCACUUCGACAACAAUAGCUUCAAUCGAACGCGUCAACAGUAGUAGAACUAUGGAAUUUACCCGUCCGUUCAGUAGGAUGCUUCGUUCGAGCAGGAUAACCGCCUGAUCAGAGGCAACCAUAACAGUAGUGCGGGUCGUUGGCACGUGCGUCUUGGAAUAAUACCGCAGUCAUAUUCGGCUUGUGCUACAGUGGCGUUCGGUUGAUAAUAGCAGUAGAUCGUGACGAGUCGAUCGUGUGUUAGCGGAUUUGUGUUUUUUUUUUUCGUAAAGUGGAGUUUUGAAGGAGAACAACAAAACAACAACAACGAAAUCAGAAUGAAUCACAUUGCGGAAAAGGGAACUGCGCUCCAUCAGCCGAAUGAUGCUGCCAUUAUGGAGAGUAUGUUGCGGACGCGAUUCGAGCACGCGAAGAACCAGAAAAAGGAUUACUCGCAUCUGUUCAGACCCAAAACUCGCUUGGAGAUACUAUGGCUAACGUUGUACCAGCUGGGUGUGGAGUUCUGCUAUGCGGUUGAAACUGCGUACGUCACUCCACUGUUGCUGAGCAAUGGGCUCAGCUAUACCGUAAUGACCAUGGGUUGGGCUUUUGCUCCGGUUUUGGGAUUUUUUUGUGCCCCCAUGAUAGCGUCCUUCAGCGAUCAGAUUCGAGCUUUUUGGGGUCGUCGGAGACCGAUUCUGCUGACGCUGGGUGCUGCGUGUAUAACCGGGCUAUUGAUUCUGCCGCAUGGCAAGGAUAUCGGAAUACUACUGGGGGAUCCAGACGUGCCAGUGGAAUUGAUGACCGGCUUUCGGUGGGGUGUUCUGAUCACCGUUAUCGGAUUGGUACUGACGGAUUUUGAUGUCGAGACUAGCAGCGGAGUAGGACGGACUUAUUUCAUGGAUGUGUGCAUUUUAGAGGAUCACACCCGAGUUCUUACCACGGCAAUGAUUAUUGGUGGCAUCGGUGGAACUGGUGGGUACAUGCUGGGUGCAAUCAAUUGGGUACAAACGGAUUUUGGAUCCCUGAUGGGAAGCAAUGAGGCAACGGUUUUCUCAAUUGUUGUUAUUGUCAUGGUCGUUGGUUUGAUUGCAUCGCUGUCUAGCUUCCGAGAAGUUUCGCUACCUGAACUGGAAGCAGAUGAAAUGCUACGUCCAAUCACACAGACUAUGUUCGAGGCUGAGAAGCGACGGCAGCUAACCAUCUACAACAUUUCCAGUUCUGUCAAAGACCCCAACAAGUUGGAAAUAGUCCCCCUUACCAUUGAAGAAGAAGAAGACCCGCAACUAACUUUUUCCAACUUCAUCAAAAAUAUCUGUCACAUGCCUCGGUCAUUAGUGAUUAUUUACAUCACUCAAUGGUUCUCUCAAUUAGGCUAUCUCAGCUAUUGUCUGUAUUUCACGGAUUUCGUAGGCACUGCCGUCUACGGGGGUGAUGUUGCUGCGCCAGUAGGCUCACCAGAACUCAACUUAUACGAAGAAGGCGUGAGAUUCGGUUGCUGGGGAAUGGCCAUCUUCACCGCUUCUGCUGCUCUCUAUUCAGUGUUCAUAGAGAAGAUCAUCAAAUGUUUCAGUGCACGGCCGGUCUACAUCGGUGGUCUGUUAACGUAUAGCCUCGGAAUGCUGUUGAUGGCUCUGUUCAACGAGAAGUGGAUGGUAUUCGUGAGCUGUUCCACCGUAGGAAUCAUGUACGCCACCAUCUACUCGAUUCCGUUUCUGUUGAUCUCACAAUACCACGCGAAAAACUCGUUUGCCAUGAAGGAUGGAAUGUACGUAGAAUCGAGCCAGCGGCGGGGGUUCGGAGCGGACGUAUCUAUAAUGAGUAGUAUGCUGUUUUUGGCACAGCUUAUAAUAGCCCUUGCCAUCGGUAGCGUCAUUGAUGCAUUCGGUACGACAACGGUCGUGAUCUAUUCGGCGAGCUUAUUCUCAUUUCUCGCCGCGAUUGCUGCAAGCCAAGUACUUUACAUGGAGCUUUAAUCGAUAGGCUGUAUCCCGAAACCGGUACAACACAAAGGAGGUCAAAAAUGAAGGAUGAACCGGAGAAUGAGAAAACGAAACACAAAGACCGAGUCCACGCGAUGAUUAACAAAUAAGCAAAAAUUAAGUAUUGAAUUCUAGUACAAGAAAAUCGAAAGAAACAUUCGUUGUUUGAAUGAGAAGAAUACAGUGAAAUUUUUAUAGGGGAUAUUUUCUUCUGAUGCCAAUGCCGCCUGAGCAUAUGAUGUUCAAUUCAUGGAAAUACUUUUAGUGAUAUUUGUGUAACGAAAUGACAGUACAGUAGGAUGUUAAAUUAGGCUAAAAAAAAUCGUUUCUAGGAUUUAGUUUAUAUUCUAGUACGUUUUAGACUAAGAAAAGGAUUCCAUUUGCUGUAACUUAGAAGUGUUUGAAGCAGUAGUUCUCCUCUUUAUAUAAAUAUCAUUCUAAAUCUUUGUAAAUAUUCAUAAGAAAUUCCGAAGCGGUUUUGUGUAUAAAGUAGCUUUUCACUUAGUGUGUGUAGGGUAAAUUUCAGUAACUAAAUAUGAAAUACAUUAUUUAUUUGCUAGAAUAA
Molecule: messenger RNA, 2800 nt
Organism: Malaya genurostris
Lineage: Eukaryota; Metazoa; Arthropoda; Insecta; Diptera; Culicidae
Product: proton-associated sugar transporter A-like
Exons: 7
Coding region: 592-2229 (545 amino acids)
Cellular component (GO): membrane
Molecular function (GO): sucrose:proton symporter activity
Source: RefSeq, a predicted model, not a curated record